UCGUGUACUCAGUAAUGUGGAGGGAAAGUACCUGAUGGACAGCGUCCCAUUCAGCUGCUGUAACCCUGGCUCCCCGCGACCCUGCAUCCAGCAUCACGUGACCAAUAACUCUGCCCACUACGACUACGACCACCGCACCGAGGAGCUGAACAUCUGGAACAGGGGCUGCCUUGAGGCAGUUUUCUCCUACUACAGCAGCAUCAUGACCAGCAUUGCAGUGCUCCUCAUCAUUUCCAUGUUCCUGGAGUCAGCAGAUGUGGCGGGCCUGAAGUACCUGAGCACGACUCUGGAAACAAUGACGGACCCUGAAAACCCUGAGUGUGAGAGUGAAGGCUGGCUGCUGGAGAAAGGCAUAAAGGAGACCUUCACCGACAUGCUGUCCAAGCUCAAAACACUGGGGAGGGGCAACCAGGUGCAGGAGGGCGGGGAUUCCCCUGAAGCUGCCACCUGAAAGCCCCACCCACCACUGAGGACUACCCCCACCCUCCCACAACCCCCACAGCAGCCAAUUGGACCGAACUUAGAGCAGAAACAGAAAGAGGAGGCAUGACUUCCAAGUUCAGCAGAUUCCACCAAAGCACACGUACAUACUCUCUCUCUCUCUCUCUCUCUCUCUCUCUCUCUCCCUCUCUCUCUCUCUCACA
Molecule: messenger RNA, 644 nt
Organism: Austrofundulus limnaeus
Lineage: Eukaryota; Metazoa; Chordata; Actinopteri; Cyprinodontiformes; Rivulidae
Product: peripherin-2
Biological process (GO): visual perception
Cellular component (GO): membrane
Source: RefSeq, a predicted model, not a curated record